This is a messenger RNA of Gastrolobium bilobum, 352 nucleotides long. RefSeq names its product B3 domain-containing transcription factor VAL3-like. The transcript has 4 exons. The coding region runs from base 1 to 315 and encodes 104 amino acids. NCBI's taxonomy places the organism in Eukaryota, Viridiplantae, Streptophyta, Magnoliopsida, Fabales, Fabaceae. The record is from RefSeq and is a predicted model, not a curated record.
AUGGCUUCUGCUGGUGCUUCUUCUUCUUCCAUGCUCUUCUGCUAUCAUUGCAAGUCGUUGACGACAACCUUCACGAACGGAUGGCAGCUUCGCAGUGGCAGUUUCGCUCAGCUCUGUCACCGAUGCGGCGCUCUUUAUGCAAAUGGAGUAUUUUGUGAGAUAUAUCACGUGAAAUCUGAUGGUUGGAGAAACUGUGCGGCAUGCAAUAAGGUGGAAAUUGUGUACAUGUCCGUGAAUGGUUGUCGUCCCAAGGAUGAAUCAUCUGUUGGCUCUGAAGAACCAGUGACAGGCUUGAGGUGCGUCUCUGCGUGGUGAAAUGUUGACCGUUCGAUUAAGACUGAGGACACUCUGG